GUCCGGCUUCGACUUGCUUUGACAGUCACACAAUGCCGGGACCUUUCUUUAUAUUUGCACACAUCUUGUACGCUUGCUACCUAGUUCGACACACCCCCAUGACCUGCCGGAGCCGAGCGCCUGCAAUCAUCUGGCGUUGGCAACGUCAACUUCCCCACUCCCAAGUCUCUUGCUAUGGCCGGCAUCAAUGGCGUUUGGCAUAAGACGUCGGUCCAGGCGGUUUAUGAGCAGCGAGAGAGCUAUUCAACCACCUCUCUCGCUGGCCAGAAGCGUGCCUAUUCCACCGAGGAGCCCCCCCUGUUUUCUCGACCCUCAGUCCCCGCCGUGACGCGAUCUGCCAGCCUUCCAAGCGGCCUGCCGCGUCUCACUGCCAGCUCGGUUACGAGUCAUGGGGCCGCUCUAGACAACCACCCGUCUGAAUACUCUCAAAGGAAGGCGAUUCAAUCGACUCCCACCAGCACGAUAGACCCUUUUCUCUCUCUCAGCCAUCCAACGUAUGCUCUCUCUGGGCCCCUGGUUGAGAACUUGGCUAGCCUUGGCAUUAAGAGCAUCUAUCCAUGGCAGAAAUCUUGCCUGCUGGCACCCGGUCUACUGACCGGAGAAAAGAAUCUCGUCUACAGUGCUCCCACCGGUGGCGGGAAGUCCCUGGUCGCCGAUGUUCUCAUGUUGAAGAGAGUUCUCGAGGAGAAGGGGGCCAAAGCAAUUCUCGUUCUGCCUUAUGUUGCCCUUGUCCAGGAGAAGGUUCGCUGGCUGCGGAACCUCGCGGCUGGACUGACCAAAUGCGUGGAUUCCGCCGAUGACGAUGACAAUAAGCGGGUGUGGAGACGGCGAGCCGAUGAUAACACGGUUCGCGUCGUUGGCUUCUUUGGCGGCGGCAAAGUUAAAGCAACCUGGGCCGACUUUGACGUUGGAGUUUGCACAAUAGAAAAGGCAAACUCUCUAUUAAACACGGCCAUUGAUGACUAUUCCGUCAAGGAUCUUAAAAUCGUAGUUCUUGAUGAGCUGCAUAUGAUAGAUGACGACCAUCGAGGCUAUCUAAUGGAACUCAUGGCCACGAAGCUGCUUACUCUUCCCCAGAGAAUCCAGAUUGUCGGCAUGAGCGCAACUCUUUCUAUUAUCAAACUGCUCUCCAGUUGGCUUGGUGCCCACUCGUACGAGACGCGAUACAAACCGGUUCCGAUCGAGGAGCAUCUCGUGUACGAGAGCCAUGUGUAUCCGGCCGCGACGACGAGCGACCUCUUAAAAACCGUCAGUAAACUCAACGCGGCCCUCGAUGCCACUCAGCACAUGAACGCCAUCAAACGUAUCGAGUCCUCCACUCACCGGGAAUUGAAGGAUCCUGUGCUGAAUGCCGUUGUUGCACUUGCGAACGAGACGGCUAGGGCAGGCUAUGGCGUGCUCGUCUUUGCGGGCAGUCGUGGAGGUUGUGAAUCCGACGCCAGGCUGAUAGCCAGAGUUAUGCCCCAGCCAGAUGAAAUAGAUGCGGGCCUCGUGGACAAGCGGGUUGAUCUCCUGGUGGAGCUACGCAGUCUCUCUACGGGUCUGGAUCCCGUUCUUGAAGAAACUAUCCCCUCUGGGGUCGCGUUUCAUCAGGCUGGACUCACGACGGAAGAACGCGAGCUCAUCGCGACAGCAUACGACAACGGCGUACUAAAGGUCUGCGUAGCCACAUGCAGCCUUGCUGCGGGUAUCAACCUGCCUGCUCGAAGGGUGAUCCUGCACAACGCCCGCAUGGGGCGUGAUUUCGUCGGACCUUCGAUGCUUCGACAAAUGCGCGGACGAGCUGGACGAAAAGGAAAAGACGAAAUUGGCGAGACGUUUCUCUGCUGUCGUAAAAACGAUCUCGAGCAAGUUGUGGAUCUUAUGCAUGCGGAUCUUCCUCAGAUUUCAAGUUGUCUGAAUACAGACAAGCAACGUAUCCAAAGGGCACUACUCGAAGUCAUUGCUAUUCGACUAGCCACCAGUCGAGAUACCAUAGACGAAUAUGCCGCAAAGACUCUGUUGGCUGCAUCAGGAGACCUCGGCCUGGUUCGGGCGUGCAUUGAAACCAGCUUGGACAAUCUUUUAACGCUGGGCUUCGUCACCAGGGAUUCUGCCGAUAAUUACUCGGCGACUCAGCUAGGCAAAGCUAUUGUGGCAUCUGCCCUUGACCCGGACGACGGUAUCUUCAUUCACCAAGAGCUCGAACGGGCCUUACGAGGCUUCGUCAUGGAUGGGGAUAUGCAUCUCUUGUAUAUGUUCACGCCCGUCCAAGAUUUCGGUAUCAACGUCAACUGGAGGGUAUUCCGGAACGAAAUGGAGGCGCUUGACGAUAGUGGGCACCGGGUCAUUGGCUUCCUGGGCAUUAAACGAGCCGUAAUAAACCGGAUGGUCCACGGCGGCGCCCCGAAGGAAUCGACACCGGAGGAAGAGCAGGUGAUGCGGGUGUACCGUCGAUUCUAUCUUGCUCUCCAGCUACGUGACCUAUGCAACGAGAUGCCGAUUCACGUUGUCGCCCGCAAGUACGACGUUCCUCGGGGGACGGUCCAAACGCUUUCUCAAACAUGCCAUGGGUUCGGAGCCGGCAUGAUCAAGUUCUGUGAGCAAAUGGGCUGGGGGAUCAUGGCCGCCGCAUUGGAUCAUUUCUCAGACCGGCUCAGAGCGGGUGCGAGGGCAGAUUUGUUAGAUCUAGCGAAGAUUACGUUCAUCAAGAGCAGGACAGCACGUGUAUUCUGGGAGAAUGGGUUCCGAAGCGUGGCCGCUGUCGCCAACGCGGACCCCAAAGAACUAAUACCCAUUCUGAUGCAAGCCCAGCCAAGCAAGGUGCGCAUCAAGGCUCAGGAGAGCAUCAAGUACGAGGACAAGCUUCUUGCCAAAGCCCAAGUCAUCUCCAAUUCGGCGAACAGGAUCUGGCAACUCCAAAUGCAACAGGAUUUAGAAGAAUAGAUCAGACAUAUAGGUUCAUGUGGUUCUAUUUUAUUGGGAGGGAAUUGGCUCGGACAAACAUUGUUUACCAGGGGUCACGAUAUCUGCGACAUUGACCAUCCAUCUCUCGCUGGGCUCUUGAGACGGGGGACAUGGGUCCAGAGGCGUUCCCGGUAUAUAUAAAUCAUACUGUGAUCGCGGGAGGGGCCUGCAGCCCAUAAUAUAUCUACGGUCCAACGUCGAUUAAAGCAACAGAUGGGUUUGUAAUAGAACCUUUGUGGAAUACUUUAGACCGACAUUUC
Sodiomyces alkalinus F11 is the source of this 3206-nucleotide messenger RNA. Its product is annotated as P-loop containing nucleoside triphosphate hydrolase protein. Gene Ontology annotation, molecular function: nucleic acid binding; ATP binding. The transcript has 12 exons. The record is from RefSeq and is a predicted model, not a curated record. Lineage: Eukaryota; Fungi; Ascomycota; Sordariomycetes; Glomerellales; Plectosphaerellaceae. The coding region runs from base 175 to 2925 and encodes 916 amino acids.